This is a messenger RNA of Colletotrichum aenigma, 4893 nucleotides long. RefSeq names its product ATP-binding cassette sub-family A member 3 (gene ABCA3-1). Gene Ontology annotation, cellular component: intracellular membrane-bounded organelle; membrane. Gene Ontology annotation, molecular function: ATP binding; ABC-type transporter activity; ATP hydrolysis activity. The transcript has a single exon. NCBI's taxonomy places the organism in Eukaryota, Fungi, Ascomycota, Sordariomycetes, Glomerellales, Glomerellaceae. Gene Ontology annotation, biological process: lipid transport; transmembrane transport. Bases 1 to 4893 code for a protein of 1630 amino acids. The record is from RefSeq and is a predicted model, not a curated record.
AUGGCGCUUCUACGCCAGACUUGGACUUUGACUGUCAAAAAUUGGAGGAUAAUCAGCCGCCACUCCAUCGCGGCCAUUUUCAUUGCAUUCAUCCUCCCUAUCGCCUUGACGACAUUUUUCAGCUUCGCAAAGAAUCUUUUCGUCCCCCCAGCCGUCUACGGCGUUUCCGACCCAAGGCAGAUUCGUUCUCUACCGGAUGCCCUCGAUGCCGCAGCUAGCACCGGUAGACAGACCGUUGUCUUCGUGAACAACGGUCUCAUCGGCGGGGACAUCGACAAAGUCAUCGACACGCUCACUCAAUCCGUCGAGAGCGUCGACAGGAAAGCCCUACGCCGGUCAUCUACAGCUGACCUGGGUACAGACUGCCGCAGCAACCUUCGCGGCGUUUCCAGAUGCUAUGGCGCCGUUGUUUUCCAUUCUUCCCCCGCUGAGGGCACCGGCAAUUACUGGAAUUAUACCUUGCGCAGCGAUGGCGCACUGCGAUCAAUGGUCGUCGACGUCGACUCGGACAGGAAUGACGCUCAGAUCUACCUCUUACCUCUGCAACGUGCAGUUGAUGCUGCCAUCGCCAAAGUCGCCAGUUCCAACUCCUCGCAAGUCCAGCAAGGCCCUCUGCCCAACACGGUGACCGAAUAUCCCUUUACGAGCAUGACCCAGGAAGAACGUGCCAUUCAGAUUCGUAUCCGGUACCAGAGCGCCAUUACCAACUGGAUGGGCGUUGCCUUCAUGACCAGCGUCUUGUUUGUUACUUACCAUCUCACCGGAUUCAUCGCGACCGAACGUGAGAGUGGCAUGACCCGACUCCUCGACGCCAUGAUGCCUGUCAAGCAACGAUGGCAUGCCCAGGCGGCCCGCAUCGUUUCUUAUCAUUUCGCAUUUGUGCUCAUCUACCUUCCUGGAUGGAUCGUCGGUUCUCUAGUACUUCGAGCCGGUGUCUUUGCUCGCACGAGUGUGGCCACUGUUCUGGUCUAUCAUGUUCUCAACGGAAUAGCCAUGGCCUCUCUUUCCAUCUUGGCCUCCUCUUUUUUCAAAAAGGCCCAAAUCAGCGGCAUCGCUGCUGUUCUGAUCAUUAUCAUACUUGGGAUUCUCGCCCAAUCCAUUUCCUACCCUAGCACCGCCACUGUUGGUAUUCUCAGUUUCCUAUUCACGCCGUGUAAUUAUGUGUACUUUAUUACAUACAUGGCCCGUUACGAAUCAGGUGACGCUCCGACGAAUCUGAAACAGGUUCCUCCGGGUAGCCCGUGGCAACUCACUGGAAUCGUGUUAUGGGUAUUUCUGGUCAUCCAGGUAUUUGGGUAUCCCCUUCUUGGGGCAGUCAUCGAGUCGAGACUGCACGGCACUACCACCCAGGGCAGAAACGUCGUGUUCGGCUCGGCCAAUGACCCAGCAACCGAGGCGGCUGUCCGUAUCGAUGGCUUCAGCAAGAUUUAUAAGCCCUCGGCACUGCGUCGCAUGUUUUCCUUCAUUUCGCGCCCUCGCGAACCUGUUGUCGCUGUCAACAACUUGACUCUGAACAUCCGUCGAGGCCAAAUCCUCGCCCUUUUGGGCGCCAAUGGCAGUGGCAAAUCUACAACCUUGGACUCCAUUGCCGGCACCAACAAACUGACGAGCGGUGCUAUCACCAUUGAUGGCACCGGCGGGCUGGGAAUUGCGCCUCAGAAGAAUGUCAUGUGGGACGAUCUCACUGUUGAGCAACAUAUCCAGAUCUUUAACAGGCUCAAAUCGCCGAAAGAUCUUGCGUCGAAACAGGAAGUUCGCGACCUCAUCAAAUCGAUUGACCUUGAGCUGAAGCGGAAAGCCAUGUCCAAGACUCUGUCCGGGGGACAAAAGAGAAAGCUCCAGCUGGGCAUGAUGCUCACGGGAGGAAGUGCUGUCUGUUGUGUCGACGAAGUCAGCAGCGGCAUCGACCCUCUCAGUCGGCGAAAACUCUGGGACAUCCUCUUGGCCGAGCGAGGGCGCCGCACAAUUGUCCUUACAACUCACUUCUUAGACGAAGCCGAUCUGCUGGCUGACCAUAUCGCCAUCUUGUCGAAAGGUACACUACGUGCUGAUGGAUCUUCCGUCGAACUGAAAGACCGUCUUGGCGGUGGAUAUCGCGUUCAUGUUCAUAAGGACACUGGCAUUAAGGAUGGCCCUGAUGUCCACGGUGUUCAAAAGAAGAUCUCGUUCGAUCUUGUCAGUUAUAUCGCGCCAUCCUCAACCCUGGCUGCUCAGGUUAUCCGCACCUUAGAGGCCAACGACAUCCAUAAAUACCGAUUCUCUGGGCCUACAAUUGAGGACGUAUUCCUGCAACUGGCAGAGGAGGUCCGAGGAGAAGCAGGAGACUUCCCGUCCGCGUCUGACACGACGUCGGAAUACAACGAGAAGAAAGUAGCAUCAGACGAGGCUCAUACUACUGGCGUCGCAUCUCCGGGAGGGUUAAAACUUCUUGACGGCAAUCGCAUUGGUUAUAUGCAGCAAGCAGCCGUUCUCUUCCGGAAGCGCAUCACCAUCCUCAAGACCAACUGGAUUCCGCACUUCGCCGCCUUCAUUCUCCCCGUAGCAGCCGCCGGCCUCGUCACUUUAUUCAUCAAAGGCCAAAACAAGCCGGGAUGCGCACCCUCUGAAGAGCGUUCGCUCGACCAAACCCAGGGUUUCAGUCUCACAGACUUCACAUGGAAACUGGUUCUUGGGCCAUCUUCGAAGUUGGACUUGAACACCGCCGCAAGCGUUCUUCUGCCGGUUUUCAACGCAGCCUCUGGCAGCGGUGGCUUAGGAUCCAGUACGGGCACUGGACUAGGUUUUGCAAGGCAACUGCUUGAAGAGAAUGCCACCUUUGCUGAAACAUUCGACUCUUUCAAAAGCACCAUUGUUGAGCGACGGGUUGAAACACUGCCAGGUGGUCUUUGGUUUGGGGAUGGCAGCAUGGAACCUACCAUGGCCUAUAUGGCUAACUACAACGGUCUUAUCAAUCCGUUGCUGACCCAGAAUCUCAUGAACAUGCUCCUGAGCAAUGUCACACUCAUGAUGGCCUGGGCACCCUUCGCCACUCCUUGGGACCCUGACACCGGCAACUCCCUGCAAUUCCUCGUUUACACCGGCAUAGCUCUCUCGGCUUACCCCGGGUUCUUCGCCCUGUACCCGAGUCUGGAACGCCGGCGGAUGGUUCGAGGCCUGCAAUACUCCAAUGGUGUUCGACCAUUGCCUCUAUGGCUUGCUUAUCUCGCGUUCGACUUCAUCGUUGUACUCGCCUCCACAGCACUGGUGACUAUUCUCUGGGCGACCCUUUCAAACAUCUGGUAUCAUGUCGGCUACAUCUUUCUCGUAUUCAUGCUUUACGGGCUGACCGCUAUCCUUUUGGCCUAUGUCAUCUCUCUUUUCUGUAAGACGCAGCUUUCUACAUACGCCUGGGUUGCCGCAGGGCAAGCAGUCAUGUUCCUUGUCUAUCUGGUUGCAUACCUCUGUACGGUAACGUUUGCGCCGGUGACUCGGGUUGACGAUUAUCUGCUUGUCGUCCACUUUGUCAUCUCCGCCGUCGCGCCCAUUGGCUCGGUUGUUCGAGCUAUGUUCUUGACUCUGAACCUGUUCUCAACAGCCUGUGAUGGUCGCCAGCUUGCGCCCAAUCCGGGCGGAAUGCUCCAAUACGGUGGCCUCAUAUUGUACCUAGUCAUCCAGUCCAUUCUUCUCUUUGGCAUUCUGGUGUGGGCUGACAGUGGUUCUGUUGGCUUGUCCAUACGGCGACUUUGGCAACGUCGACAUCCUGAACCUGAAGAUCCUAGCUCGUCCGAUGAGGAGCUGGCAAACGAGCUGAACAGAGUCACGACGACACAAAACAACGAUGAUGGGCUUAGAGUAAUACAUCUAACGAAGACUUUCGGCAAGAACACUGCCGUUGAUAAUGUCACCUUCGGCAUUCAGCGUGGAGAAGUCUUUGCUCUCCUAGGACCAAAUGGAGCUGGCAAGUCGACGACUAUUUCUCUGAUUCGCGGAGAUCUCAAAUCAAGUCGUAAUGGCGGCGACAUACUGGUCGAGGAUAGAUCUGUGAUCCACGACUUGCCGGCUGCGCGGGCGCACCUUGGUGUCUGCCCUCAACACGAUGCGAUGGAUCUAAUGACAGUGCGCCAACACUUGGAAUUUUACGCUCGCGUCCGCGGCAUUCCCGAUAUCGAUCACAAUGUCAACGCCGUGAUUCACGCAGUUGGGCUCCAGGCCUUUUCGACGCGCAUGGCCCACGCGUUGUCGGGCGGUAACAAGCGUAAACUAAGCCUCGGUAUCGCGUUAAUGGGCAAUCCGACCGUGGUAUUGUUAGACGAGCCUUCUUCGGGCCUGGACGCCGCUGCGAAGCGUAUCAUGUGGAAGACGCUAGCGGCCACGGUUCCUGGGCGAUCUCUCCUGUUGACGACACACAGCAUGGAGGAGGCCGACGCCCUUGCGAGCCGGGCCGGGAUCUUGGCGAAACGUAUGCUGGCACUUGGCACGACAGACAGCCUUCGGCAUCGCUUCGGGGAUGCUCUUCACGUGCACCUGAUCAGUAAGACGGCGCCACAUACCACCCUAGAAGAAACAGAGAGGCUUCGUAACUGGGUUAAGAAAUUCCUACCUGGGGCUGAAGUGGAGGAGAAGACCUACCACGGCCAAAUGCGCUUUUCCGUGCCAGCGAGCGAAGUUCUGAGCGCGUUCAGUGGCCACAAAGUUGAAGAAAUCAAGCGGGCGGACCAGGAUGUAUCUUCCAGCGCCGUUGGUCAGCUGGCUGUCAUGUUGGAGGAGCAACGCGAGAACCUGGGUGUCAUGCAUUACAGCGUCAGUCCCACAACACUAGACCAAGUGUUCCUCACAAUUGUUGGAAAGCACAAUGUUCAGGAAGAAGGCUAUAAAGAGCCGGAGGGGAGGUCCUGGUGGCGUUUUGGGCGAUGA